GCACCGGUACGUAUACUACAACCUCCACGAUCGCCCCUACGGUCAUCUGCUGCGUCUCUAGCAAAUGCGGCAAGUGUUACAACUUGGUCUGCUGCGCUGCAGUACAUGAUGACUUUGCUAGCAGCAGAUCCUGUAGUUCUAGUACAGCUCAAGCGCAUGCGUUCCGACCAAAAUUCGCAUGAACAGCAAUGGUGGAACGCUCGAGUCGCUAUUGAGAAACAAUUUGAUGACCGCAAGAAGCUUGAGAGCUUACUAUCGAUGGUCGGUGGUAAGACAAGCUCCAACGUAACCACUAUCGAUACAGAGCUGGAGACAGCAUUGACAACGUAUGACACGAAAGUACUGCGGGCUAUAAAGGGAAUGCGUGAUGCUCAGCGCAGUGAAC
Molecule: messenger RNA, 385 nt
Organism: Saitoella complicata NRRL Y-17804
Lineage: Eukaryota; Fungi; Ascomycota; Saitoellomycetes; Saitoellales; Saitoellaceae
Exons: 2
Source: RefSeq, a predicted model, not a curated record